ACUCCUGCAAGGUCCAAUGCUUCGAGUGACCGAGUAAGUGGGAGGUCCUGUAGCGCGUCUUCGAUGAUGGUCUCCACCUCCUCACUACCCUCGACAACUUCUCCAAUGCGGUUGCGACUGGCUUCCUCGAACUGACGUAGAAUGGCCUCAGUCUUUUCGACUUCCGUCUCCCAUUUAAGAUUCGGAGCGCCGUUGUUCGGGUUCCCAGCAGCAUCCAGCGUGUUGGCUGUUGCGAGCUCUAGGUCUGGUUGAUGCACGAUCAUCGUCGGGUGUUUCGUCACACGUACUCCGUUCCACAGCCAUUGCGGAGCGUCGGCAGUCACGACGAUCUCCUCUGAAAAGGCUGCCAGAUACUCGGAUUCAUCCUUCUCGAUGCCAUGAUCCCGUGUGAAUCUGGACAGAUACAAGCACACGCACUACGGUCAGCUAUCUAAGUACAACAGUAUCGCUUGUAUAGAUAAUUGCAAUGCACCUGCAGAACUCCGAGACUGUUGCGAGUUUGGUCCAAUUCUGGAGCUUUCGGAGGAUCAUGACGACGAUUCCCGUGACAUUGGAUCCGUCCAGGCAGUGAAUAUACAGCGGUAAGUUCUUCUUCUGUACGAGGAUUUCUACGAUUUGUGCUGCCGUCGCAGGCGACACGGUCACAUUAUCGGACGUGAACUUCUCAGCGUAGAAGUGCAAUUGCGUGAUCUUCUCGUUGGCGCAAAAAUCUGCCAGGUCGCUCGUGGGCGGCUCCGGGAUCACAGACACCAGAGUCUUCAGUCCAAGACGACGCAGGAAGCGGAAGUUCUUGAGCGUCGGGUACGCGCCGCGGUACAGCCCCUGCUGCACCGUACUGAAGCGGAAGGGCGGAAUCAACGCUGGCGCCGUAGCGUUCAUGGUCCCAGCUCAAUUAUCAAGCAUCAAGAGCUCAAUUGGUACAUUGUACCUAUUGAUGCCGUAUCAUUGUGAUAAAGACGCUACGAAUUUACAAAAUAGAGCUCUUCAUAUUCCAACUUGCAUCAAGUAAGAGGGAGUAAAGUAGCCAAAGGUGGCAGCCAUGCUUGUGAUGAUCAACGCGACGGACAACCCAUGGAUGGUGGCGCUGCUGCUAUUCGUGCAGGUGGUGAUGCCUCUGCUGCAGAGCAAUGCUGCGGACAACGAGGGCGCGUCGCUGGCUCUCAACGUCGCCAUCCUGUUCCUGCUGGGACUCUCACUCAUGACUUUCUGGAAGGCCGCGCGCUUCUGUCGCGUGUUGUACCAGCUCCGUGGACGGCACCCUGAAAUGGGCUGGGUGGCUUUUUUCCGCGAGGCCUACACGCAGGUAUCGGCAGCAGCGGCACAACGCGAUAAUAACAACCAGAACCGGGCCGCACAGGAAGAUGCACGCUCCGAGACGUUCAACCGAACGCUGCGAACCAUCCAGGUGAUGCCCACCGAAGAGUUUAAGACACCCGAAGAGCUCAACGAAGCCAGCAUCGCUGAACUCAAGCAGCGACUUGAGCGUCGUGAUGUGGACUUUGCUGGCUGCGUGGAGCGCCGAGAGCUUGUAGAUCUGCUGGUUAAGUACAGAGGAGGCCCGUCCAACAACGACACGUGCUGUAUUUGCUGCGAAGAGUACCAGACGGGAGACGUGCUGCGUCUGCUACGCAAGUGCAAGCAUGAGUUUCAUCUCGAGUGUCUGGACAAGUGGGCCUUCACCUCAGUAAGCUCGCAGCGCGCGCCGUCCUGCCCACUCUGCAAUCAAGGCCUGGAGUAGCUCCCAAGCCGUUUUUUUUUUUUUACUGCUGGAUCCACCUCGUGAAUAUUCCGCCUCAAGAUCGUGUUGCAAGGCCGAGAACAAGUUUUAUUUUUUGUAAUUGCUGAAAUUGUCGAGCGAAUAGUCUUCAUCGGAGAGACAAUGGUGGAAAUGGCGGACGUUUUCAAUUUUUGCGUAGAUUGUGCGCUGUACGAUAACGAUUGGUCAGUUAUUAAUAAAGGGAUGAAAUUUAAGCCAAUAGGAAUGGAUUAAAAACUUUUA
Molecule: messenger RNA, 1999 nt
Organism: Phytophthora nicotianae INRA-310
Lineage: Eukaryota; Oomycota; Peronosporomycetes; Peronosporales; Peronosporaceae
Exons: 2
Coding region: 1040-1738 (232 amino acids)
Source: RefSeq, a predicted model, not a curated record